This is a messenger RNA of Durio zibethinus, 1865 nucleotides long. Its product is annotated as aspartic proteinase NANA, chloroplast-like. Gene Ontology annotation, molecular function: aspartic-type endopeptidase activity. The record is from RefSeq and is a predicted model, not a curated record. Gene Ontology annotation, biological process: proteolysis. NCBI's taxonomy places the organism in Eukaryota, Viridiplantae, Streptophyta, Magnoliopsida, Malvales, Malvaceae.
UAUCCUAAUCCAAAAGAGCGAAUUAAAGGCGCCUCACUUUGUAGCAUAGCUACCAACCAAAUAAGCUUUUGAUUACAUAUAUAUUGCAACAUCUCCCCCACCAGGCAGUGGCACCGAAUGAGCUUCUAAUUCUCUCUCCCCUUUCUUUUUUCUUUUGCCUUUUUCCUUUUGCCAACAGUAUACAGUUAUGAAGGGGAGGCUGAUUUUCCUCCUUUUGAUCCUCUUGCUUGUCAUCGUUCAAUAUUCCAAUUCCAUCACGUUGGAGCUAAUACAUAGGCAUGCUCUUCAGCUCAACAACAAUGGGCCUAUAACUCAGCAACAACGCCUCAAGGACCUUCUUCACCAUGACUUUAUCCGCCACAAUAUCAUCUCCCACAAAUGGCGCCAAGGCCUUCAACCAACAACCAGAAGCACAAGACAAGCCACGGAGGGGACACCCAGCGCUGCCAUUGAAAUGCCACUUGCCUCGGGUAGAGAUUUUGGAAUAGGCCAGUACAUUACAUCUUUUAAAGUUGGGACGCCAUCGCAGCAAAUUAGGAGGUUGAUCGUGGACACAGGGAGUGAUUUAACAUGGAUCAAUUGUAGAUAUCUGUGUGCCGCCCAAGGUGACAAUUGUACCAAAGGGAGGAGGAUAAAGCGAAGGAGGGUGUUCAAUGCUCGUUUAUCUUCUUCCUUUAGGCCAGUUCCUUGCUUUUCACACAUGUGUAAAGUUGACCUUAUGACUCUCUUCUCUCUUAAAACCUGCCCUACUCCACUUGCUCCUUGCGCCUAUGAUUACAGGUAUUCAGAUGGGUCUGCUGCAUUGGGCGUCUUUGCCAACGAGACCGUCAUUGUUGGCCACACCAAUGGUAGGAAGACGAGACUACAUAAUGUGCUAAUUGGGUGCAGUGACUCUUUCCGGGGCCCAACUUUGCAAAAUGUUGAUGGUGUCAUGGGGUUGGCCUAUAGCAAGUAUUCCUUUGCAACAAAAGCUGCGGAAAAUUUGGGUGGAAAGUUCUCUUAUUGCCUCGUUGAUCACUUGAGCCACAUAAAUGCUACCAAUUAUCUCAUCUUCGGUGCAAAUCAUAACCAAGUAACAGUGUUGGGCGAUACUCGUUAUACCAGGCUGGAGCUGAAUUUGGUCAGUUCAUUCUAUGCUGUAAAUGUUGUGGGAAUCUCAGUGGGUGGCAAAAUGUUGGAUAUACCAUUACAAGUAUGGGACACAACGAAAGGGGGUGGAACAAUCCUUGACUCUGGCACCAGCCUCACAUUCCUGACAGAUCCAGCAUACCAACCAGUGAUGGAAGCAAUCAAGAAGUCAGUUUCCAAGUACCAAAGAGUGAAGUUGGAUGGGGUACCAAUGGAGUAUUGCUUCAACGCUACUGGUUUUGAUGAGACUUUAGUCCCAAAAUUGAUUAUUCACUUCGCAGAUGGAGCUCGGUUUGAGCCACACUGGAAGAGCUAUGUCAUUGCCGCUGCUGAUGGAGUUAGGUGUCUAGGAUUUUUAUCAGCAAGUUUUCCAGGCGCAGCUGUUAUUGGAAAUAUUAUGCAACAAAACUAUCUAUGGGAAUUUGAUUUAGCAGGGAACAAAUUGGGUUUUGCCCCAUCAGCAUGCAGUAGUAGCUAGUUUUUGUUUUUCUUUUCACAGGUUGUUAUCAAUUCUUUGUAAUUCCUUGGUUUUUAAAAUCGUUGCUCUCGCCCGUAUUGAUUAAUCAACUGUUCCUAUCGUAUCUUGGAUUCGGUUCGGAUCUGACCCUAGUUUCUUGGGUUAACAUCGGUUGAGUUAUGUGACACACUGGUCUUUUUCCAACAGGUCUGACCCAACGGGAUUUUUGUAAAAUUGGGUUGGAUCAUAUGUCAAAAGUUAUUUAUUUAUUUAUUUUUAA